Diatraea saccharalis (sugarcane borer) is the source of this 525-nucleotide messenger RNA. Lineage: Eukaryota; Metazoa; Arthropoda; Insecta; Lepidoptera; Crambidae. The record is from the annotation of a GenBank genome assembly.
AUGGAGGAAACAAAAGAGGAAAAAGAUAAGUUGCCAGAAAGACACAAGAAAGUGAGAAAAAAAAUAAAUGAACUGGAAGGAACUAUUUCAAAACUGUCAGAGCUAAACAUAGCUCUUAAGAAAGCUGGAGUACUGAAAAUGGGAGUUAAAGAAGGCUUAGCAGAAAUAGCAUGUGACACAAAGAACUACGAUUGUAUGUACAAUAACUACCAAGCAUGUAAAAUAAAGAAACCACAAUAUGAGACACUCCCAGACAUUGAAACGCUUAAACCACCUAAGGUUCAAGUUGAAUUCGAAAAGAGCAUACUAGACGCAGCACUCAACUCUUUUCCGGAAUCAGAAUCAUUUAACCACGUUCGCUUAGAAUAUAUUGAAAGAUUGUCUAUUGAUACAGAUAUGUGUUCUUUUGCUGUUGACGAUUUAAUGAACAUAGAUGAGUUACCGAUCAUACUACAAGACAAACCCAAAACUGUUGAAGUGGACAAAAUUAGCAUUAACAACUACCGCGCCGGCACAAACAUUUGA